AUGGAUGAGGACAGCCUGGACGAGCUUGCAGAGCGGAGCGCAGGGUCGGGUAGACACCUGCAGCCCAGCCUUGCUGCCCUGGCCAGUGACACUGAACAAAGCUGUGAUGGAAGCAGUGAGGACUCUGGGGACGACAUGGGCAGUGAGCAGAGGGACAGCACAGAAGAGGACGAGGAGGGGGCGUCUGGGGAGGAGUACCUGGAAGACAGAUCUGAAUCUGAAGACUCGGAGGAAGAAGACGUGGAGGCCUCGGUGGCUGACACUCAAAAGAGGAAAGUAGGAGCAGACAGAGGGCUCAGCUCGGAUGAGGAAGCUGAAAGCUGCCCGAUUUGUCUCAAUGUGUUUCGAGACCAGGCCGUGGGGACCCCGGAGACUUGUACCCACUACUUCUGCCUGGACUGCAUAGUGGAGUGGUCCAAGAACGCCAACUCCUGCCCAGUGGACCGGACAGUAUUCAGGUGCAUUUGUGUCCGCGCCCAGUUUGGUGGGAAAGUCUUGAGAAAGGUCCCAGUGGAGAACACCAGAGCCCCUGAGGCUGAGGAGGAGGAUCCCACGUUCUGUGAAGUGUGUGGCCGCAGUGACCGGGAGGACCGCCUCCUCCUCUGUGAUGGCUGCGAUGCCGGGUACCACAUGGAGUGUCUGGAUCCCCCGCUCCAGGAGGUGCCAGUGAACGAGUGGUUCUGUCCGGAGUGUGCCGGGCUGGAUGACAGCUCUGAUCUGGGCCAUGUGAGUGAGGAGGAGGUCUCUCUGCUCUUGGCUGAUGUGGUGCCCACCACCAGCAGGCUCCGGCCUAGCACAGGCCGGACCCGGGCCAUUGCCAGGACACGGCAGAGUGAGCGGGUGAGGGCCACUGUGAACCGGAACCGAAUCACCACGGCCAGGAGGAUCCAGCAUGUCCCAAGAUACCUAAUGUCAUCUCUGCUUGAUGAGACAAUUGAAGCUGUCGCCUCUGGCCUGAGCACUGCUGUGUACCAGCGGCCCGUGACUCCAAGAGCCCCUGUGAGACGGAAGAGGAGAAUGAGAAAACGGAAGAAGGUCCUAGGUAGAAAGAAGACCCCAUCCAGAUCCUCUGUGAGAACUAAUCACUCGGGAGCAAGAUCUAAGAGACGCCAGAGUCGUGGGAAGAAGAGGAAGGGGAGAAAGCUGAAGGUGACAGUCACAGCGCGCGCCCGCAUUGCCAGGACACUGGGCCUCCGGAAACCUGUUCUCGGUGCCUCCUUCCCAUCUGUGUACAAGCCCACCGACCCGUCGCUGGGGCUGAUGCGGGCAGACAUCGGAGCUGCACCUCUGUCCCUGUUUGGGGACCCUCAUGAGCUGGACCCCUUCGACAGCAGUGACGAGCUCUCCACAAACCCUGCCUCUCCCCUGAGUGCCAAGAGGAGAGUCCUGUCCCAGUCAGCGCUGCGCUCACACCAGCCUGUGGCCAGGCCCGUCUCCGUGGGGCUUUCCAGGGGUGGUGUCUCUGCUGCCACCGCACCUGAGCCCCCCGUGGAGGCCGCCCCCGUCCCCGACCUGCUGGGCAGCAUUCUGUGCAGCCAGAACCUCCUGAUGCUGAGCGGCGACGAUGUCAUCAUCCACCGCGAUGGCUCCCUCAGCGCCAAGAGGGCAGCACCAGCUGCUUUCCGGCGAAGCUCACUCAGCAUGUCUGAGGGGGUUGGGGCUUGCACAAGUGGUGGCCGGCAGCCCAAACCACCCCCCUUGGGGAGCAGGCCCGAGAGCUCCGCCACCUCCCAAAGCAGACCUGGCCCAGUCCCAGCCCCGGCCUCCUGGGGCCCUGCGUCCACAGCGAGGCCAGCUGUGAGCUUGGGCUCCUCCACAGCCCCGCUGGCUGGGGGCGUCCAGGCUCAGACCUUGGCUAGCAGCACACUGGGUUCACACAGAAGCAGCCAGCCGCAGUUUAACGGAGACAGCAAACGUGCUUCGCCUCUGGGUUCCACCUCCCCCAAAGUCCCCAGCAGUGACUCUCAUUCACCACCAAGACGUCCAGUGCUGGAGCAUCCCUUAAAGCCAGCUCCCAGGAGAAGGGACAUUUCAGAGCUGCCCAGAAUACCAAAGAUUAAGAGAGACAGUGGUGGCAGCAGUGGGCCGGCGGAUUCGGCCCCCGCCCAGGGCCAGAGUGUUGAGAUCCCCAGUUCCUGCAUCAGCCGGCUGACGGGCAGGGAGGGGCCCACACAGCCAGGCCGUGGCACGCGGGUAGAGGGUGAGCCCAGCGGCCAGGGCCCCCAGGGGCCAGGCACAGCCCCGGGGAGGCCCCAGCCCCCGGCCCCCAGUUCCCACAGCAGCCCAGCUUCUGGUAUAGCCAGCAGGGGCAAAGGCAUUGGGUCGGCCUUUGAGAGCUUCCGAAUUAACAUUCCCGGGAACGCAGCCCACUCCAGCCGGCUGCCCAGCCCUGGGUUCUGUAACACGUUCCGGCCAGUUGACAACAAGGUACAGAGAAAGGAGAACCCCGCACCCCUCUUCUCCCUCAAAAAGCCUAAGCAGCUCAAGAGUGAGAUCUACGACCCGUUUGAGCCCACAGGCUCUGACUCCAGCUCCCCCAGCAGCAGUCCCGAGCGGCUGGGAUCCGGCCUGCUGCCCUCUGAGAUCACACGGACUAUCUCCAUUCACAGCCCCAAGGCCUCAGCCUGCCCCGCCGUGCGCUGUGUCACCUCUUACACUGUGCAGGGGGCUUUCGGGUCAGGCUCUGAGUCCGCCCGUGGGCCUGCCUCCAGCAGGCUCAGGCUCCGGGACAGAGAGGGCCCUGGGGAGGCCUCCGACCUGGAGCUGGAGGGGCCGGGGCUGCCUGGGGAGGGUGGGGAUGAGGAUGUGCCCCGGCGCAGUGCCUUCUUCGACUCGCAGGCCCGCACAGUCACCUGCGUGACGGUCCUGGGGCCGGAUGGCCCACCCAGCCCAGUUCCUGUGCCGACCACCACCCACCGUGUGGUGGAGCUGCGUUCACCAUCGCCCACCCACUCCGACACCAGCUCCUGCAGCCGGAAGGGAGACAAGAAAGAAAAGGCCGCCACCCAGGAGCCAAGGGCACAGUCCCGCAGCCAUUCGAGGUCCCGCUCUCGGGAGAGGAGCUCACGGUCGGCCUCACCCCCAGCCAGCGAGCCCCCAGCCAGGAAGCACCGACCCAAGGCCCGGGCCCGGCGUUCCUCCAGCGAGGGCUCCAGCAGCCGCGACAGGGCCAAAAGGAAGAAAGCCAAGGGCCGCGAGAGGAAGCGGGGCUCCUGGGGCCGCACCCGGAGGCGGUCCCGCUCUGUGAGCCCGGGCAGCUCCUCCCAUGAAUACCACGAGAGCAGGCGGAAGAAGGUGCGGCGCUCGUCGUCCCGGUCCCGAGGGCGGGAGAGCUCACCACCCAGCAGCACAGAGCGUGCCAGGAGACACAAGCACCGCAGACAGCGGAGCCGGGAGCGGACCGACAGGAAGGAGAGCGUGUCCCGGCCGCGGGGACGGCGGCGCUCGCGGGAGAGGAGCAAGUGGAGGGCACGGUCACCGAGCCCAGAGCACCGGUCCCGGGAGCUGCGGCGGCCCCGCUCCCGUGACCGGCUGCCCCGAACCCGCUCUCCCUCCCCAGACAGGAAGCAGCAUGCCAAGGAAGUGUCCCCACCCGCUGUGCACGAGGUACCUGGGCUCACCCCUGGACUUGAGGCAGGGCCCACGGCCAGGCUUCCUGCCCUGGUGCAGGCAGAGGUGCUGGCGGCGGCCUCGCCAGGGGUGCCUGUGGCUGGGGUAGCUGAGGCCCCCCCAGAGGUGCCCCCCACGGCUGAGGUGCUGACAGAGCGUGCAGCCGAUGACCUGGACUACGGCGACUCCGUGGAGGCAGGCCACGUCUUCGAGGAUUUCUCCAGCGACACCGUCUUCAUCCAGCUGGAUGACAUGAGUUCCCCGCCCUCCCCUGAGAGCACCGAUUCCUCCCCAGAGCGUGCCCCUCUGGGCCCCACCCCAGCAGCACCGGGCCCUGCACAAGACCAAGCCAGCAGCAUAGGCCUAGACACCAGCCAUGCCCUUGCCGUCAUCCAGAGGGAGGUGUCCCUGAUGCACAGUGACGAUGACCUACGGCCCCCACCUCUGACAGAAGCGCCCCCGGAGAGGGCACCUUUUGGGCAGGACAUGGAUGAGGGGAGCCCGGCUGUUGGAAUGGUGCCCAUCGGGGGAAUAGUGGGACGUCCAGCAGAUGAUGGGGCAAAGCCCGAGGACUCCACCCCUCAGAUGCCUUUGCUGCGAUCGAAGGCUCCAGUGAAGAGAGUCACCUGGAACCUCCGGGAAGAGGGAGGCAGUGCCCCUGCAGAUGACCAAGCACCACGGAUGCCGCUGCACAGGCCACAGAAGCCCAGGGACGUAGUCUGGGAUGCAGAGGACCUGGGCCCAGCAGUGUUCCACCAGGUGCCACCAUGCCCGGAGCCACUGGCUUCCAGCCAGGCACUUCCUGAGCCUGUGUUCCCCGACAUAGAUGCUUCUCAGGUUUACAGCCCUGCUCUGACCUCGAGUGGCCCACCCUAUGCACUAGUCAGCCAGCCCUCGGUCCAGUUUCUCCUGCAGGGCAGCCUUCCCCUGGCAGGCUGUGGGGGUGCACAGGCCUUGGCCCCAGCGCAGACUGCCCUGACCAUCACCUCAGAGCCAGCUGUCCUGGCCCCCACAACCAACAAUGUGGAGGAGAACGCCUCUGCUCCCAAGCCCACCGGGGAGAAGGCCAAGAAUGAGGAGUACAUGAAGAAGCUGCACAUGCAGGAGCGGGCCGUGGAGGAGGUGAAGCUGGCCAUCAAGCCCUUCUACCAGAAGCGGGAGAUCACCAAGGAGGAGUACAAGGACAUUCUGCGCAAGGCCGUGCAGAAGAUCUGCCACAGCAAGAGCGGAGAGAUCAACCCCACGAAGGUGGCCAACCUGGUGAAGGCUUAUGUAGAGAAGUACCGCCACAUGCGGAGGCACAAGAAGGCCGAGCCGGAGGAGGGGCCGCCCCAGGAGGUGGAGGGCUGA
Molecule: messenger RNA, 4959 nt
Organism: Orycteropus afer afer
Lineage: Eukaryota; Metazoa; Chordata; Mammalia; Tubulidentata; Orycteropodidae
Source: RefSeq, a predicted model, not a curated record